GAGGGGCCAGCAGUGCCAGCAACCCAGCAGCAGGCAAAUUAGUCAUGAGAGGGAUCAGGCGGCUACCCGCGGCGGCCUUCUCCGAGCAGAUCUCCCCUCCUCUCCGUCGCCCUCGCCGCCCAUGAAGUGCCACUCGGUGGCCGCGCUCUGGUCGCCCUCCCCGCCGUCCCACCACAUCACCGCCGCCGCCGCCACCCCCGCCGCCCUCUUCACCGGCGCCGCCGACGGCACCAUCCUCCACUGGCCGCUCCUCCCUCCCCCUUCCCCUUCCCCUCGCCCCUCCUCCCUUCUCUGCGCCCACGCCGCGGCCAUCACCUCCCUCUGCCCACUCCCCUCCUCCCCUCCAUGCCUCCUCGCCUCCUGCGCCGCGGGGGUCCUCUCCCUCUUCUCCUCCUCCGCCUCCGCCUCCGCCUCCCUCCGCUGCCUCCGCCGCCGCUCGCUCCCGCCCUGGGCCGGCUCCCCUUCCCUCGUCGCGCCGCUUCCUCCCUCCUCCUCCUCCGCUGGAUCGUCGAGCGCGAGCGUCGCGAUCCUCUGCCACGCCCCGGACGACGGGGGCCGCCACGUGUCCGCCGUCGUGGUCGUCGACGCCCGCACCCUCGUCGUCCUCCGCACCGCCUUCCACGGCGCACUCUCCGUCGCGCCGCCCAGGGCGAUCGCUGUCGCGGUCGAUGCCGGCGUCGAGGAUGCUUCCGUCAGCGUCGUGCUGGCCGAUGCGCAGGGGCGGGCGCAGGUGGUUCCCGUCGCGGAGGGCGCGGCCGUCGAGGGGGACUCGCCGAGGCGGCUCAGCGCGAGCUCGGCGUCCAGCGUUACAUCCGCCGAGGCGGUGGAUGGAAGGGUGGAGGCUGUGUCUUUGUCUGAUGAUGGCAAAGUGGUGGCAUUGGUGAUGAAGAACAGCUGCUUGUUGAAAUGCAUCUCCGAGGGUGUUGUGCUGGGUGAGGUGACUCUACCGAGUGAUCUGCUUUGCAAGGAAGGGGAGGCAGGCAUGAAGGGUUGGCUUGUUGGAGGGUUCUUCCUCCGUGGCGGGGAGUGGGGAGCACAUGGCUCGGAGAAUGGCAAUGUGGUCAGGAGCCUGGUGUUGUGGAGUAUAAAUGGUGGUGCCAUAGUGUACAGGGUUGAGGUUGGUACUGGAUCAUUUGGGUGUAAAGCUGUUUGUGAAAUUCCUGAUAUUGUGUCGGAGCGAGGAGAUGGUUCCUUAGUUCAGUUUUGUCAGUCCGGCAACCAACUUAUCAGGGUGGAAUCUCGCCCCUAUAAGAUUGCUGGAUCAUUGUUGUGGAAACCAUUUGUCUCCAUAUGGUCUAUGGAUCAUCUGGAACUGAAUAUUGCAAAUAACAUAGAGAAACCACCUUUGAGCAAAAUUCUUGGAGAAGGUGGUCUUCAGGGAGAAGAAUUUAGAUCAGAUCACUCUCAUUCGUUCUGCCAGUCAAACAAUGGAGUGGACAUAAAUUCACUGAUAUGCUCAUCAAACAGCAAUGGAUUGGGAAGGCAUGGAGGGACAGUGUCUUCUUCGAUGGUACUUUCUGAGGAUUCCUACACUCCAUAUGCUGUGGUUUAUGGUUUCCAUAAUGGUGAUAUUGAAGUAAUCCGUUUUCUUAACCUAUUACCAGCUGCAAAAUUUGGCAGUGGAGGAAUUUACCCACACAUUUCAGAAAGAUUCUUUUUGGGACACACAGGAGCAAUUCUCUGCUUGGCUGCACAUCACAUGCAUGCUCAACCUGAUUCCAGAACCUUUAACCGAGUGCUCAUAUCAGGGAGUUUUGAUUCUACAAUUCGUGUUUGGGAUCUGGAUGCUGGCACCAUCCUUUCUGUGAUGCAUCAUCAUGUUGCCCCAGUUAAACAAAUCAUGUUACCGCCAGCUUGGACUCAUCAACCUUGGGAUGAUUGCUUUCUUUCUGUUGGAGAAGAUGGCAUUGUGGCUCUUGUUUCUCUUCAAACCAUGAGAGUUGAAAGGAUGUUUCCUGGCCAUCCUAGUUACCCAUCGAUGGUAGCAUGGGAUGGAGUAAAAGGGUACAUAGCUUGUUUAUGCCGGAAUCUCCACUCCUGUAAUGAUUCAGGUAGUGUAUUAUAUAUCUGGGAUCUGAAAACAGGUGCUCGAGAGAGAAUUAUUACAGGGACAUCGUCUCAAUCAACAUUUGAACACUUCUGCCGAGGCAUAUCCAAGAAUGCAGUUACUGGCAGCAUCUUGGGAGGGACAACUUCGGCAUCUUCACUACUUGUUCCAAUUUUCAAAGACACAAGCCUCCUUCAGUCUCAUGCAAAUAAAAAGGGUCUUAGUAUAUCAUCUGUAUCAACAAACCAUCACAAUGCAAAUACAAAUUCUGUGACUGUAAGUGUCCCUGCAGCAUCUGAUGUUAUGGGGAAGAUGUCAGCUACAGAUGAAGCACACGAACUCCAUGGAAAUAGUUCAGGGAAAGUUGCCUCUGGUCAGUGCAUAAACAACAGAAGAAAACACCCCAUAAAGUGCUCUUGCCCAUAUCCUGGCAUUGCAAGUCUGAGAUUCGAUCUCACAGCAAUCAUGUCUACACAAGGCAUGGCAAACAACAAUAGUGAUAGGCAGUUGAGAGAUCAUUUUUAUAGGGAUAAUGUUAAUGAUUCUAUACAGGCUGAAACUUGCGAUAAUACUUCUGGAAUGCAUGUAAUCGACAGCCCUUCUAGAGAAUCAUUGGAAGGGCGUUUACUUCGAUUUAGCCUCUGUUUUCUGCAUUUAUGGGGUGUUGAUCAUGAGCUAGACAAAUUACUUGUAGAUGAAAUGCAAGUUUGCAAGCCAGAAGGCUGUCAUAUAGCUACAGGGGUGGUGGGGGAUAGAGGUUCAUUUACAUUGAUGUUCCCAGGAAAAGAAGCCACUCUCGAGCUUUGGAAGGCAUCAUCUGAAUUUUGUGCGAUGAGAUCAUUGUGCAUAGUUUCUCUUGCACAACGCAUGAUAACAUUAUCUCGAUCUUGUACAAAUGCUAGCAGUGCCUUGGCAGCAUUUUAUACAAGGAAUUUUGCUGAGAAAGUACCGGAUAUAAAGCCUCCAUCCCUUCAGCUUCUGGUGAGCUUUUGGCAACAUCCUUCUGAACAUGUGCGAAUGGCUGCACGCUCCCUGUUUCACUGUGCAGCUCCACGUUCUAUCCCCAAACCCCUCCAUUUGCAGAAAAACAAAGUAUUUGAUUCCCAGUUGCCUACAUCUGAUCAGAUGGACAAUAUUAUUACUGCAAUUCAGAGUGCCUCUGUAUCUAGUUAUGGACAGUUAAAAGCGGAUAAUGAAGAUGUUGGGAGAGAAGAUUGUGAUACUUCUGAGAUAAGCUCAUGGUUGGAAUCAUUUGAAAAUCAAGAGUGGCUAUCUUGGAUUGGAGGAACAAGUCAGGAUGCAGUGGCAUCAAAUAUCAUUGUUGCAGCUGCUUUGGUUGUUUGGUACCCAAGCAUCGUGAAACCUAAGCUUGCUCAUUUGGUUGUUAAUCAACUAAUCAAGUUAGUUAUGUCGAUGAAUGAUCGUUAUAGUUCAACGGCAGCUGAACUUCUAGCAGAGGGAAUGGAAAGCACAUGGAAAGUAUGUUUAGGCACUGAUAUGACUCAUUUUUUGAGUGAUGUCCUUUUCCAAAUUGAAUGUCUAAGCAGUGCACCUUCCAACAAUGCUGUCUAUAAAACUGCAGUUGCUGUCACAAUGCGGGAGGCAUUGGUUGGUACUCUCUUGCCAAGCUUGGCUAUGGCUGACAUAGUUGGAUUUUUUGGCGUAAUACAAAGCCAAAUCUGGGCUACUUCAUCUGAUUCACCUGUUCAUGUAAUUUCACUUAAAACUCUCAUUCGAGUUGUUCGAGGUUCUCCAAAGGCCUUGGCUCCUUACCUUGACAAGGCAAUCAGCUACGUCCUACACACUAUGGAUCCAAGCAAUUUAAUUAUGCGUAAAGCUUGCAUUAUUAACUCAAUGAUGGCUCUGAGAGAAAUCGCACGGGUAUUUCCUAUGGUUGCCCUCAAUGAAUCGAUGACAAGAUUAGCUGUUGGUGAUGCUAUUGGGGAGAUACAUAAUGCCACAAUCCGAGUUUAUGACAUAGAAAGUGUCACGAAAAUAAGGAUUCUUGAUGCAAGUGGACCACCAGGUCUUCCAAGUUUGCUUGAUGGAUCAUCGAAUACAACGGCAACUAUACUGAUAACAGCUUUGAGUUUUUCACUGGAGGGAGAGGGUCUUGUUGCUUUUUCUGAGAACGGACUGAUGAUUAGAUGGUGGUCACUAGGCAAUGCCUGGUGGGAGAGACUCAGCAGAAGUCUUACUCCUAUCCAAUGCACAAAGCUUAUCUAUGUUCCUCCAUGGGAAGGGUUUUCACCCAAUUCAGCUCGUCUAAGUAUAAUUUCAAGCAUUUUAGGACAUGAUAAACAUCAAAACUCAGAGACCAAGACAAGAGAACUAGAUGAGGCUGAUAAUUUGAAGCUGUUGCUUCAUAAUCUUGACCUUUCUUACCGCCUUCAGUGGGUCAGUGGAAAAACUAUUAAGCUUACAAGGCAUGGUCAGGAGUUGGGUACAUUUCAGCUGUGAUGAAUGAGUAUGGAAUCUUGUUGAGUUGCUUUUGAGAUGAUACUGAUGUAGUGAAAUAUGAUCCAAGUGGCUCAAAAGCUUAGCCAGAACCAUCAUGCGGACAAUCAUUUGCCAUCUGAAGGAAGCACCACAUUCUGGUUACAGGAUGUUUGCAUGGAGGGAUCUGGAAAAAAUGUAUCUGUUUCACAUGCUCCAAGUGCAGCGUGCUUUCAGGGUUGCAGUGAUUUUGCAUGAUGCAACAAUGUAUUACUCCAUUGGCAGAAAUAUACCUUGGAGUAGUACCAACCAAAGUUCCUGGAACCAUCCGGAGUUUCCACGAGUUCAUGAUCAGCUGACAGAUUAUACUUUGAAGAGUUGAAAUUGGAAAGGCAUUUGAAUUACAGGAGUCACUUGUUCAUAAAGUCGCUGGGGCGGGCAUGGACCUUUCUUCAUCCUGCACGUCCUAGAGAAGCUAACCCUGAUGUAGUUUAGGGACAGGCUGUAUACAUUUCCCCAAAGAGGUUAUAUAUAGUAGAUAGACCUAGUGGCUUUGAUUUUGAGCUUUAACAAAAGGAUUUAUAAACUGUUGACAUCUCCUUAUUAUUAUCGAUGGGUAGCAUGACCUCUGUAAGAUAUAAUGUAUCACGUGAUCUAUCUCAAGGGAUGCUACAUUAGUGUCCAUUAGGAGUAAGGUGUUUUUAGCAAAUUUUCAGAGGCUCGCAAUAAAUUAAUGAUCUUAUUAGUGUCCA
Messenger RNA from Oryza sativa Japonica Group (Japanese rice), 5235 nucleotides. RefSeq lists its product as uncharacterized. NCBI's taxonomy places the organism in Eukaryota, Viridiplantae, Streptophyta, Magnoliopsida, Poales, Poaceae. Gene Ontology annotation, molecular function: protein binding. The record is from RefSeq and is a predicted model, not a curated record. Gene Ontology annotation, cellular component: cytoplasm.